This is a messenger RNA of Echinococcus granulosus, 2121 nucleotides long. RefSeq names its product PDZ and LIM domain protein. The record is from RefSeq and is a predicted model, not a curated record. Bases 1 to 2121 code for a protein of 706 amino acids. Lineage: Eukaryota; Metazoa; Platyhelminthes; Cestoda; Cyclophyllidea; Taeniidae. The transcript has 4 exons. Gene Ontology annotation, molecular function: protein binding.
AUGUCUUCCUUAGCGUCAUCGUCUUCUGCCAUCUCUAGCUCUGAAGAAGAUGUGAGAGAGAGGCCUCAGGACGAUUCGAAGGAUAAGAAUGAUCACCAGGAGGCCGUUGAGUCAUCUGACGGCGCUGAUGAAAAAGCCGACACGGCUGGUAGUGAUGUGGAGGAGGAAAAUGUGGAUGAAAAGGAAGACGAGAAUGAUGACAAGGAGCUGGUUAUUGAAUAUACUGUUGAGUUAGAUCAGGUUGAGGAGAAGCCCAAUGAAAAGACAGAUGGUUCCAUAUCUUCUGAGUUGAAAGCCAGUGAAAAUAGAGAAGCGACGCCCACUCCAGAGUCCGUCAAGAUGGAGGAUCAUCCAUCUGAGUCCAAGGAAUCCCCAAUAGAGGCGCCAAAGACUCCCGUCUUGAUAGCAAUUAAAGCACCGCCAUCACCACAGGUCCCUUCAAACAGCGAAGUAGUUGAAGAGGUUCCACGUUCCGUGAAGGAGCAGAUUGCUAUAUUCUCAAACCUCAAUCUACAGAAAGCUCAUGAUACGCCAAAGCUCGGCGCAUCAAGUGCUUUUGCAAUAGAUCACAGCAAUCAAAACAACGUCCUGAGUAAGUCUACACUUCCCGCCUCAUUCACACAAGCUCCAAGAGUCGCGACAGCUUACAAAAACGUCUCGCCACAACCAUUUGGAACAGCUGAGACCGAUUUAAUAAAGCAGGCUGAUCGGCAACCCACAGAGCACCCACCGAACCAACCCGAUAGCACAAAGUUUGAUCGACCCCAGCCGCUGGAUCGGCCGAGCGAGCCUCCUCCACAACCUAAGAAAUUUGUCGUCAAGGCUACCACUUCGACACCUCCCAUGACUUUCUGUGUCCCCUUCGGCAAUGGUAGUCAGUCUGUUAAGUCUACCGAGUCGCCAGUGAAGGAGGUUUCGCCGUCACAGUACCUGGGACCUGGAGUGAUUGCCCAGACCUCACGACCCCCCAUGAUGAUCCGCCUGCGUCGUCCUGGGCCCGAGGCGCCUUGGGGCUUCGCGGUAUUUGGUGGCGCCGACUACGGCUGUCCACCGUUCAUAAGUAGGGUCACACUACAUAGCAUUGCUGCAAGAGCUGGUCUAGAAGUUGGCGACAUUGUUGUCAGCGUCUGUGACUCACCGGUUCAGGAGAAAGAGCACUCUCGAAUCAAGGCAGAAAUUCUACGUGCUGGAAACGAACUGGAUUUUACUGUCAUCAAACAGGGUAUUGACAAGGAAAUACUGGCCCAGCGAGCACCCCACCUCUUGCGCACGCCAGCACCACCACCAGCGCCGGGGGCGGCCCACACCAGGCAAUCCAUCUGGGCAACAGGCACGUGGACGAGCCCUACCAGCCCCAACUACGCCGAUAAGGCUACACGCACACGCUCCUUCCGGCUGCUUGAUGAGCAUCUCAAUGCCAUGAGCGCGCAGCCACCAUCACCACUGAAAGUGACAACAUCACAACCCGCCAGGGUCUUUUCGCCUACACAAAGCUAUCAUUUUGAAAGCGCAUCGAGGUCCAGUUAUGCAAUGGGUCAAAACCAUCACACCACCGGGAUGUCUAACUACGGGCGCACGAACCGGACCAUCUACCCAUCGACCCAUUCACCCAACACGAGUCACGGAUUCUACGCCCAGUCUCAGCCAGUAAGCACAAGCCGCACCGCCUUCACCGCCCCCACUGGCUUUUCACAGGGAUCUGGGGCGUGGCGUAACACAAGCCCUACUCGAGUUGGCUACGAUUCCUUUGCCUCGCCAUCCCGACCGGGCACGUGGUCUUCCUCAACCAAUCAGCAGAUGGACUACUACGAGAGCAGAAACACCGUAGAGCGCUCUAGCACCGAUGAUCCUGGCCUCAUGACUCAGUACUACGGCACCCAGCAGACCUGCUAUGCCAAAUAUCACCCGCAGUCGCAGCAGCACCAGCAGCGAAUGCUGCAUCAGGGGAGCAGCUACCAGAGCAGCAGUGAGUGGAGUAGAGUCUCGCCACAGCAGUCACUACCCACCUCCCGUCUUGUCUAUCGGCCUCAAGGAACCAAUUUUACCACUGCGCAGGGGGCUAAAGAGCAGUUUCGCCACCACCAGUUCCAACAGCAACAGCAAAACUUUGUUUCAGGCUAG